AUGUCACCAGCCCGCAGACCAGGGCUCUGCUCAUGCUUUCAUAACUACCAUUACAUUGAUGAACCAAAGACUUGGGGUGAAGCCCAACAGUACUGCAGAGAAAAGUUCACCGACCUGGCCACCGUGGACAACAUGGAGGACGUGACACAACUGAUUGCGGCUGCCGACAGUGGCUACAUUGGACAAGUGUGGAUAGGCCUGUAUGACAAUUCGAGUACCUGGGCGUGGUCUAUGGAAGAUGAUGGCUACUAUGGAACGAACAAUGAGCUCUUUCUCAAGUGGUCCGAUGGUGAACCAAAUACAAAAAGAGAUCAGUGGAAGCUAUGCAGUGCCAUAAAGGGACGCCACUUGUUCGACACGUUUUGCGAUGUAGAAAUCCCCUUUGUCUGCUAUGACAAUUCAGAUGGGGAGGUGAGGGGCAUCGAAUCUGAGUGGGCCAUGCUCAAAGCCCCCAUUGUAGAAGCAGCUGUUAUGUGCUGCAGCAAGAAGGUCACUGGUGCAACCUCAAAACCUGCCGGUGGACACCAGCUGUAUGUCUAUGUAAGUGGGACACCACCGUGGGAGGGAGCUCAGAGCUACUGCAGGAAACACCACACGGACCUGGCCUCUAUUAGGAAUGAGAACGAGAUGGUAUUGGUCGACAACGUGAUGCCAAUAGGUGAUGUUACUUUUGCUGCUGUUGGCCUGUCCAGAAAAACCUGGUCCUACUGGUCAGAUGGCACAGAGCACAAAUUCAAAAACUGGCUGACUGAGCACCCAUUUGGAACAACUGGAGACUGUGCUACCAGUUUGAUCGGUGAUGCUGAUGCUGGAAAGUGGUUCGAACAACCAUGCGACCAAAAACUUCCGUUCAUGUGUUACGACAACAAGAAGCACCGGUUUCAGAUCAAGCUGACGGCACUGAAAUCCACCGUCGACCUGAAUGACCCUGCUGUGACGGAGGCCAUCCUGAAGCUGAUGGAGAAGAAGAUGAAAGAGAAAGGGAUCACAGCAGGUUUGAAAAUUGCUUGGGUAAAGAAGGAUAACAACGCGAUCUUCCAGGAAGAAGAGAAGAACGCAGAUUAA
Messenger RNA from Stegastes partitus (bicolor damselfish), 1065 nucleotides. NCBI's taxonomy places the organism in Eukaryota, Metazoa, Chordata, Actinopteri, Pomacentridae. The record is from RefSeq and is a predicted model, not a curated record.